Molecule: messenger RNA, 1124 nt
Organism: Saccoglossus kowalevskii
Lineage: Eukaryota; Metazoa; Hemichordata; Enteropneusta; Harrimaniidae
Source: RefSeq, a predicted model, not a curated record
UUUGGCCUUCAAUUCUACAGUUCUGACUUAGCAGACUUGACUUCUCGAGGAUUGAUUUUAUUCCAUCUUUUUUUUUUCAAUUUUGGAUAUAAAUGAUAAUAACCUAUGCGAAUGUGAUGAACCCGCCGACAUUCCAGAUUGUUUGCCUUCUGAUUUGCACCUCAGCUCUAGGUUAUGGGGCAUUAAGUGUAUCUUUAGGCUGUCCGAGAAUUAUGGACAAAAGUGGAACAACAUCACCGACUAUUCACCUUGGAGACAUGUGCUAUUCGUUUCAACUUUAUGACAACCACUUAGCCUGGAACAAGGCUGUGGAUUGGUGCUAUUACCGCAGUGGCAGUCUUGUUAGGUUUGAAUCAGUACUGAAGUAUGAAGACGUGAAGGACUUCUUAAACGUCAAUGCUUCUGGGUAUGGCAGUCCGAUAUGGAUAGGGGGAAGUUGUUAUUCUCGUACUCGGUAUGGUUUAUGUGACGAUAAAGACAAUUGGUAUUGGAUACAAGGAAAUGGUCUCAAGGGUGAAGAGAUGAUAUUCAGUAGCUGGGAUAUAAGUACUGGUGAACCUAAUCCAAAUGCCACGGGUGAAGGUGAGCGUGUAUCCAUGGUGAUGAAUAUGACAUCAUCAGCUGGCUCGUGGGCAUGGUAUGAUUGGAAUAUUUUAGACUGGCAUGCGUUUAUUUGUGAGUUUGAUCCGGUUAUUAUAACAAGCACUGAGGCAAUCACAUUAUCUAAAGUGACCACCAGAGCUUUUUCGUCAACAACUCUUCUGCCAACAACGGAAGAACUAACAUCAAGUAUGGCCCCAUCAACGGUAUUACCAACAUCGUUGCAGACCACAGCUUCACAAACAACAAAACAUAGAACAAAGAAUGAGUUCGUACCCAGCAGUACGCGUUCAAUCACAAAUCCGGACACCACAACAAAGUUAUCGAUGGUACAAACAUUAGGACAUAACGUGACUACAGUUCAUAAUACACCUAAAACAACGAUGGAAUCAAUUGAUUCGUCAAGCGAGACAGACAUUUCUACCAGUCAGUUCCGCAAUGAAGUCGAUGAUGGCGAUACAACAUUAACAGUUCAUCUUGAAGAUACAUUCUAUUCAUUUCAACUUGGUAAUCAGUUGGACUGA